UAUAGUGGCAAAAAUAGAGGUGAAGAAAAACUCAUGGCUUCAAAUUUGCUUUAUUCAUGGUGCCUUGGCAUAUUCAUGGUGUUAACGGCGGUGGUUGGCGGAGCAGCGGCGGCGGGAUAUUCCGCCGCAGGAUUUCAGCCUAGUCCAUGGAAACAAGCCUAUGCCACAUUUUAUGGCGAUGAAACGGCUUCCGCCACCAUGGGCGGAGCAUGCGGGUACGGAAACUUGUUCAGCACCGGUUACGGCACCGACACGGCGGCGUUGAGCACGGUGCUGUUCAGCAAUGGGUAUGGGUGCGGUCAGUGCUUCCAGCUACGUUGUAUAAAUUCCAAGUGGUGCAACAAGGGAUCGGCCAUCACCACCGUCACUGCCACCAAUCUCUGCCCGCCCAACUGGUCGGAGGACUCCAACAACGGCGGAUGGUGCAACCCGCCCCGCACCCAUUUCGACAUGGCCAAGCCAGCUUUCAUGAAGAUCGCCCAGUGGAACGGCGGCAUCGUGCCAGUCAGCUUCCGCAGAGUAGCAUGCGUCAGAAAAGGCGGGAUAAAAUUCCGAUUCGAGGGGAACGGGUACUGGCUGCUGGUGUACGUGAUGAACGUGGGAGGUGGAGGCGACGUCGCGAACAUGUGGGUGAAGGGCGGGAAGACGAACUGGAUCAGCAUGAGCCACAACUGGGGUGCCUCUUACCAGGCAUUUGCAACCCUUGGUGGCCAGCCUCUCUCCUUCAAGAUAACUUCAUACACUACUCAUCAAGUUCUAGUUGUCAAUAAUGUUGCUCCUGCAAAUUGGCAAGUGGGAAUCACUUACACUGCCAACGUCAAUUUUCAGUGAUCUUUCAUAUAUCACCUUACUUUCUGUUUCUACAACAUUAAUUAUUCGAUUGGCCGUGUUGUUUGCUAACUUUUUUUUUUUUUUUUUUUUAUGAGUAAUUAAUGGAGAUACAAAAUGAUAUAUAGGUAUACUUUUAUUUAAUUUGUUUA
Molecule: messenger RNA, 980 nt
Organism: Salvia miltiorrhiza (redroot sage)
Lineage: Eukaryota; Viridiplantae; Streptophyta; Magnoliopsida; Lamiales; Lamiaceae
Product: expansin-A18-like
Exons: 3
Coding region: 34-831 (265 amino acids)
Biological process (GO): plant-type cell wall organization
Cellular component (GO): extracellular region
Source: RefSeq, a predicted model, not a curated record